Paramecium tetraurelia is the source of this 1752-nucleotide messenger RNA. RefSeq lists its product as uncharacterized. The record is from RefSeq and is a predicted model, not a curated record. Gene Ontology annotation, biological process: regulation of gene expression. NCBI's taxonomy places the organism in Eukaryota, Ciliophora, Oligohymenophorea, Peniculida, Parameciidae. The transcript is spliced from 5 exons. Gene Ontology annotation, molecular function: protein binding. Gene Ontology annotation, cellular component: nucleus.
AUGAUAAAAUUAGGACAUAUGUUGGUACAAGAGCAAGCUAGAUUAAGAUCGGAAAUGCAAGUUGCAUCUAAAUAAAAGAAAUUUCGAAAUGCUACAGCAUCUACAUUCUACCCAAAUAUAUCGAAAACUUCCGCAUUGUUAUAAGCAAGUCCAACCAACUCUACAAAUUUUAUCAGUUAUAAUUGUUCACCAACAUAAUCACCGAAAUAUUAUUCAUUUUCUCCUGAUCCAGAUUAAAUAACUGGUCUGAAGAAAAAUAAUGUAUAGAUAUCUUACAAAAACAAACUUGAAACUGUUUAAUUGGCGCCUAAUAAGCCACCUUUGAAAAGAGGAAAUAAAGUUACGAAUUUGAGAAAUAUUAAUACAAAUAAUACAAGUUAGCCUCAUUCUGUUAAGAACGAGGAACCAAAAGAAAAACUAUUAGAGUAAACUCACUUUUUAUGUGCAAUAAUGUAACAAUAGCAUAGUACCACCGGUAAAAUUGUUGCCAAUUUUUUAAAUGGAAAUCUAGAAAAGAAUAGCUAUGAAUCCAUAAUUCAGAUGGAGAAAUCUGCAUAAGCUUUAUAAUAAUCUGCGAAAGAAAUGUCAAAAGCAUUGUAUGCCUCUGAUGACGAAGGAGAGUUUGAGAACCUAUAAAAUAAAUUCAUUGAUCAAAUCAGAUUUUCCAAAUACAGAAAACCAACUCAAGAGAAGAAUAUUAUAUUUAAAAGAAAUUAUGGUUAAAAACACGAGAUGAUGAUAGACUAAGUGGCCUAAUAGAGAUAAAAAACUGAAGAGAAUUAAGAUUUUGAUGUUUUCAUUCCAAAGUCUUAGAUGGAUUAAUUUUUUAAAAUAAUUUAGGAUAAAAUUGAUGGUAGAAUGAAAGAAUAGACUGAAUAAUUGAUAAAAGAGGAAUAAAAACUAGUAAAUGGAAUGAUAACAAAUGUUAAGAAAUUUCGUGAGGAUAUAAGGGAAGUGAAAUAUACAAUGAAUCAUAUAAGAAAGAAUAAAAAAGCGUUAUAAUCACAACAAUAAUACCCUUAAUCUACCUUAAGAACCUUAAGAACUAUGAAAUCGUAAUCCUCUGCUAGAUUACAAAGUGACUAGGCUACUAAACUAAAUGAAGAUGCUAAAGCUGAUUUAAAACUGAGAGUGAUGAAGGCAUUAAGGAAUUUCAUGGAUAAAUUGAAAAGAUUUAACAUUACGUUAGAGGAUGUAGUAAAUAAUUAAGUGUUUCCAACUUAAGCAUACGAAAGACCAAACAGUGUUGAAUUCUUUAGACAAGUUAAAGCUGAUAAUAUAAGGGAGAUUGAAAACAUUUUACGUGAUUGUAGAUUUCACGUUUAUGAUAGGGAUAAUUAAUAAAAAACUGCUUUGCAUCAUGCUGUUAGUAUUAAUUCUAUUGAAGCGAUAAAAUUAUUGGUGGAAAAUGGUGCUGAUUUGGAUGCAAGAGACAUGAUGGGAAGAACUCCUUUGCAUUUAGCAGCAAAAAACAACAAUUGUGAUACUGUUAGGGUAUUAUUAGUCUAUCAGGCUAAUCCUUCUAUUAAGACAGUUGCAGGUAAAACUGCUUAAGAUCUCACUGAAAUGCCUGUUAUUAAAGCUCUUGUUAAAAAUGCCAAAAAAUUGCAUUUUAUGAUGAAUUUACAACCAAAUAACAAGAAAAAAGAUUUUUGGGUAGAAAAAGCUGUUGUCUAUUUCCAGGAGGAUGAUCCAGAAAAGAUUUUAAAAUUACAACUCUAUAAAAAUCAAGCAAAGUUAUUUUUAUAAUGA